AUGACAACCUCUCCACAUGACUGUCAUCUACUACACGCCAGUAGAGCGCCCAUAGGACUCACGUCCUGCGCACUGAGAACAGGCAGCGCUACAAACACCCCAUGGAAGGACCCGGGCGGUGACGUCACUCGGAAGUGUCUGCUACCACAUGGUGCUGAUCCCCGGGCCGGGGUCUUCUGGCAGUGAGUGAUCGAGUGGACAGCCGCCGGCCUGAUUGAUCAGGAUGGAGUACAUGAAGAGAGCCCCCACAAGCAGCCAAGGGAACAUCCUUUGUUGCCAGUGUGGUGUUCCAAUCCCCCCAAACCCAGCAAAUAUGUGUGUGGCCUGUUUACGGACCCAAGUAGACAUCAGUGAGGGGAUACCCAAGCAAGUGUCCGUGAAUUUCUGCAAACAGUGUGAACGCUAUCUCCAGCCUCCAGGAACAUGGAUCCAGUGUGCUUUGGAAUCAAGAGAGCUGCUCACUUUGUGCCUCAAAAAACUGAAGGCUUCCUUAAGCAAGGUGCGUCUUAUCGAUGCUGGCUUUAUUUGGACAGAACCUCACUCCAAGAGGCUGAAACUGAAGUUAACAAUACAGAAAGAGGUGAUGAAUGGCGCCAUCCUUCAGCAAGUCUUUGUAGUUGACUUUGUGGUACUGUCACAGAUGUGUGACGAUUGCCAUAGAGUAGAAGCAAAGGAUUUCUGGAAAGCUGUGGUCCAGGUUCGCCAAAAGGUUCUUCAUAAGAAGACUUUCUACUACUUAGAGCAGAUUAUUUUGAAACACAGACUUCACCAAAACACUCUACGUGUGAAAGAAAUCCACGAUGGGCUGGACUUUUAUUAUGCAUCUAAGCAACACGCACAGAAGAUGGUUGAGUUUCUCCAGUGCACGGUGCCCUGCAGGUCAAAGACUUCCCAGCGACUCAUUUCACAUGAUAUUCAUUCAAACUCUUACAACUACAAGAGCACUUUUUCGAUGGAAAUUGUUCCCAUCUGCAAGGACAAUGUGGUGUGCCUGUCUCCAAAGCUAGCUCAAAGCCUGGGGAACAUGAGUCAGAUCUGCGUAUGUAUUCGGGUAACAAGUGCUGUUCAUCUCAUUGACCCCAAAACUCUGCAAAUUGCUGAAGUCGAUGGGAACACAUAUUGGCGGCAUCCUUUCCACAGCUUGUUUCAUCCUAAACAGCUGGAGGAGUUCAUUGUGAUGGACACAGACAUUGUUAGAGACCGGAAACAAGGACCAGGAGCUGGAGGAAUAUCAAACAAGCAUACCCUCGCUGAAGUUUGGGUUCAGAAGACAUCAGAGAUGAACACAACCCAGCAGUACCACUGCCGCACUCAUCUGGGCAAUCUGCUGAAUCCAGGAGACCUGGUGCAUGGGUUUGAUUUAGCAAACUGUAACCUGAAUGAUGAAUUUAUUAACAAGAUGAACCCUCAUCACGUACCUGACGUGGUUCUAAUCAAGAAGAGUUAUGACCGUACCAAACGUCAGAGGCGGAGAAAUUGGAAGCUGAAAGAGCUAGAAACAGAAAAGGAAGGCAUGGACUCGGAUGAUGAAAGACAAUAUCAAGAUUUCCUUGAAGAUCUAGAGGAAGAUGAAAUUAUGCGGAAAAAUGUUAACAUUUACAAAAAUGCUAACAUUCCAGUGGAGAGUGACACUGAUGAGGAGGGCGCUCCCAGAAUCAGCCUGGCAGAAAUGUUAGAAGAUCUUCAUAUUUCUCACGAUGCCACCGGUGGGGAAGGGGCAGAAAUGCUGACAGAAUAGACUUGCUUCAAAGCAUCCCGCUGGUGCCUUUCAUAGAAGAGGAUUUAAAAUGUGUCCAAUUUAAUUUGAACUCUCUAAAACGUGCGCUCAUACAUAUUCUCUCUGAACUUGGAUUACUGUACACUAAGCUCUUGUGUGUUUUCCCUUCCGACUGCCAAAUAUUAAAAUAACAAAUGUUUAA
Messenger RNA from Hyla sarda, 1919 nucleotides. RefSeq names its product NMD3 ribosome export adaptor (gene NMD3). Bases 224 to 1738 code for a protein of 504 amino acids. Gene Ontology annotation, cellular component: cytoplasm; nucleus. NCBI's taxonomy places the organism in Eukaryota, Metazoa, Chordata, Amphibia, Anura, Hylidae. Gene Ontology annotation, biological process: ribosomal large subunit export from nucleus. The transcript has 16 exons. The record is from RefSeq and is a predicted model, not a curated record. Gene Ontology annotation, molecular function: ribosomal large subunit binding.